AUGGGCUCUGAUAAGCAGCCUGCAGGUCUUCUUGAUACACUCAAAAUGGAGAGGGUUAGAACUAUAUUUACCCACACUUAUCCUUACCCUCACGAGCAUUCUCGCCACGCUGUAAUUGCUGUUGCAGUGGGUUGCCUUUUUUUCAUCUCAUCCGACAAUAUACAUACUCUAGUAGAAAAAUUAGACAACAAUGUUAAAUGGUGGUCUAUGUAUGGCUGCUUGUUUGGGUUCUUUUAUUUCUUUUCAUCGCCAUUUGUAGGCAAGACUAUCAAGCCGAGUUAUUCAAAUUUCAGUCGAUGGUACAUAGCCUGGAUUUUAGUGGCUGCAGUGUACCAUCUUCCUAGUUUUCAGUCAAUGGGGGUGGAUAUGAGGAUGAAUCUAUCUUUGUUUUUGACAAUAUAUAUUUCAUCCAUUGUGUUUCUUAUUGUUUUCCACAUUCUUUUUUAUGGUCUCUGGUAUAUUGGCUUGGUUUCACGUGUGGCUGGAAAGAGACCAGAGAUCUUGGCCAUUCUUCAAAAUUGCGCUGUACUUAGUGUAGCAUGCUGUGUAUUUUAUAGUCAUUGUGGAAACCGUGCCAUGUUAAGAGAAAAACCGCUUGACCCUCAAAAAAGUUCAACCUGGCUUCCUUUUUGGAAGAAAGAAGAGAGAAACACAUGGCUUGCAAAGUUUCUUCAGAUGAAUGAGUUGAAGGACCAGGUUUGCUCAUCUUGGUUUGCUCCAGUUGGAUAUGCAAGUGAUUAUCCUCUUUUGUCAAAGUGGGUUAUUUAUGGAGAGAUAGCCUGCAAUGGUUCAUGUCCUGGUUCAUCAGAUGAGAUUUCCCCCAUCUACUCACUUUGGGCUACGUUUAUUGGGCUCUACAUUGCAAACUAUGUGGUUGAAAGGUCAACAGGUUGGGCUCUCGCUCACCCUCUUUCUGUUAAAGAAUUUGAGAAGUUGAAGAAGAAGCAGAUGAAGCCUGACUUUUUGGAUAUGGUUCCUUGGUACUCUGGAACAUCUGCUGAUUUAUUCAAAACUGUUUUUGAUCUUCUAGUAUCUGUGACGGUGUUCGUUGGCCGUUUUGACAUGCGAAUGAUGCAGGCAGCAAUGAUUAGGGCUGAAGAUGGAAAGCAGCAUCGCGACCUUUUUUAUGAUCAUUUUAGUGAUAAGGAAGAUUUUUGGUUUGACUUUAUGGCUGAUACCGGUGAUGGUGGGAACUCAUCUUAUUCUGUUGCACGGCUACUUGCAAAGCCUUCAAUUCGUACAAUGAAAGAUGAUGCUCAGGUUACCCUACCACGUGGUAACCUGCUACUUAUCGGGGGUGACCUUGCGUAUCCGAAUCCAUCAACAUUUACAUAUGAAAGGCGUCUGUUUGUUCCCUUUGAGUAUGCACUCCAACCUCCCCCUUCAUAUAAUGCUGAGCAGAUAGCCGUGAAUAAGCCCUUUGGUGAUCAACUGAGACAGUAUGAUGGACCUCAGUGCUUCGUUAUUCCUGGAAACCAUGACUGGUUUGAUGGACUUCAGACUUUUAUGAGGUAUAUCUGUCAUAGGAGUUGGUUAGGUGGAUGGCUCAUGCCACAGAAAAAGAGUUACUUUGCUUUGCAACUCCCUAAGCGGUGGUGGGUUUUUGGGCUUGAUCUUGCUCUUCAUGAUGAUAUUGAUGUGUACCAAUUCAAAUUCUUUACUGAGCUGAUAACGGAAAAGGUUCAAGAGAAUGACAAUGUGAUCAUUGUAACUCAUGAGCCUAAUUGGCUUUCUGACUGGUAUUGGAGCGAUGUUACUGGGAAGAAUAUUUCACAUCUGGUUCGUGAUUAUUUGAAAGGAAGAUGUAAGCUUCGGAUGGCUGGGGACUUGCAUCACUACAUGCGUCAUUCACAUGUAAAGUCAGAUGGACCUGUUCACGUCCACCAUCUUCUUGUAAAUGGUUGUGGUGGAGCUUUUUUACAUCCUACCCAUGUUUUCAGUAAAUUUAGUAAAUUUGACGGAGUUUCCUAUGAAUGCAAAGCUGCAUAUCCUUCCUUUGAAGAUUCAAGCAGGAUUGCAUUAGGAAAUAUCCUUAAAUUUCGGAAGAAGAACUGGCAAUUUGAUUUUAUUGGCGGCAUCAUAUAUUUUGUCCUAGUAUUUUCAAUGUUUCCGCAAUGUGAGUUGAAUCACAUUCUCCAAGAUGAUACAUUUUCAAGUCAAUUAAGCAGUUUCUUUGGUACUGUGUGGAACGGAUUUAUAUAUAUCCUUCAACACUCUCGCGUGUCAUUUGUGGGAGCUUUAGUAUUACUAAUUUCCGCAUACUCUUUUGUUCCACCAAAGUUGUCACGGAAGAAACGAGCAAUGAUUGGAGUUCUUCAUGUUUCUGCUCAUCUUGCUGCAGCUCUGAUUCUUAUGUUACUUCUUGAAAUAGGCAUUGAAAUAUGCAUCCGGCAUAAGUUGCUGGCAAAUUCAGGUUAUCACUCGUUAUAUCAGUGGUAUCAAUCGGUGGAAAGUGAACAUUUUCCGGAUCCAACUGGCCUCAGAGCUCGUAUUGAACAAUGGACAUUUGGUUUUUAUCCAGCAUGUAUCAAGUAUUUAAUGUCCGCUUUUGAUGUGCCAGAGGUCAUGGCAGUCUCUCGGAACAAUAUUUGCAAAAAUGGAUUAGACUCUAUUUCUCGAGGGGGUGCCGUAAUCUAUUACGCUUCCGUCUUCCUUUACUUUUGGGUUUUCUCGACUCCGGUUGUUUCUUUAGUGUUUGGAAGCUACUUAUAUAUUUGCAUUAACUGGCUUCACUUACACUUUGACGAAGCCUUCUCCUCUCUCAGAAUAGCUAAUUACAAAUCAUUCACACGAUUUCACAUCAGUUCUGAUGGUAAUCUUGAAGUUUUUACUCUCGCAGUUGAUAAGGUUCCUAAGGAGUGGAAGCUUGAUUCUGAUUGGGAUGGAGAGACAAAAAAUCCACAAAUUUCGAGCCAUUUGAGAAGCUUUCCGAGCAAAUGGAGGGCAGUCGUUUCCCACCAGGAUCCAGUACAUACAGUCAAAAUUGUUGAUCAUUUCAUUAUUGAACGAACUGAAGAUAAAAAUGAAUGUGGUGGUAGUGAUUCUAAAGGGCCAGUAGAUCAAUGA
Molecule: messenger RNA, 3066 nt
Organism: Lathyrus sativus (Indian pea)
Lineage: Eukaryota; Viridiplantae; Streptophyta; Magnoliopsida; Fabales; Fabaceae
Source: the annotation of a GenBank genome assembly